Messenger RNA from Pan troglodytes (chimpanzee), 2609 nucleotides. Its product is annotated as solute carrier family 49 member 3. Lineage: Eukaryota; Metazoa; Chordata; Mammalia; Primates; Hominidae. The transcript is spliced from 10 exons. Gene Ontology annotation, cellular component: membrane. The record is from RefSeq and is a predicted model, not a curated record. Gene Ontology annotation, biological process: transmembrane transport. The coding region runs from base 993 to 2480 and encodes 495 amino acids. Gene Ontology annotation, molecular function: transmembrane transporter activity.
GGGGGCACUGUCUGUCCUGGAGGUGGCUGGGCCCAGGGCACAGAGCAGGGCUGGGUGCCCAGGGGGAUCUGCCAGUCACGGAGUCCCAGCCCUUCCCAGCCUUCAGUGGCUCCAGCCUGGGUCCCUCUUCCCCAGCCAGUCACAUACAGGUGGCCCUGCGUUGGCCCUCUCUCCUUCCACGCCUCCCAGCCCCAGGACAGCAGGCACACAGCAGGGGCGCGCUUGGAGCCGCCCUCCCCUCCACCUGACUCUGAGUGAGGGGCAGCUCCGGGGCUGGGCUGGGUUCCGUCCUGCCCCCACCCCCUUCAGGUGCUGCACGCGGCAGCCUUUCCCGCCCUGUGUGUCCUCAUCAGCCAUCCCCCGGAGCCUCAGGAACUGGUCAGGCAGUAUCUGGCCAACGUGCAAUGAACAGCUAGAGUUGGCAGCAGGACCCACAGCUCAGGAAGGCGCCAGGUCACGGGGAUGGUCAGGAAGCUCGGGGGCAGGGGCAGGAGUCACUCUUAGGCCUGGGUCAGGGCUCUUCCAGGUGGACCCCGGGGCCUCUCCCCUCCUCCUUUGCUGGCUGGGUAUGGAGGGCCAGCCUCUGGCCGAGACAGGCCCGGGAUCUGCUGGAUGGGCCCAGGGGCUGCCUGCUGCCCACAAUGCUGGCACGAGCCGUAACUCACUGCUGUGGCUUGGCGUCCUGGCCCACCGUGUCCAGGCACUGGGGAAGCCAUAACUGGCUUUGGGUGGAGUGUCUGAGGGUGCAGGGCUGGUUUCAUGGUCCAAGAGUCAGUGGGUGUCGUAGGUGUAGGGCAUUCCUUGGACAGUCAAGGGCCUCCUACUGCAGUUUUUCACCGUUUUAUUAAUAUCCACGAGUCAUCAUGGAGCACACAGAAAUCUCACCCUGACACCAAGAGUCGUCAUGGUCUCUGCCUGGGUCACCACAGUGAGCCCUGUGGCUCAGCUUUGCACCUGUGGCUGACGUCAUUGCUGAGGACUUGGUCCUGUCCAUGGAGCAGAUCAACUGGCUGUCACUGGUCUACCUCGUGGUAUCCACCCCAUUUGGCGUGGUGGCCAUCUGGAUCCUGGACUCCGUCGGGCUCCGUGCGGCGACCAUCCUGGGCGCAUGGCUGAACUUUGCCGGGAGUGUGCUACGCAUGGUGCCCUGCAUGGUUGUUGGGACCCAAAACCCAUUUGCCUUCCUCAUGGGUGGCCAGAGCCUCUGUGCCCUUGCCCAGAGCCUGGUCAUCUUCUCUCCGGCCAAGCUGGCUGCCUUGUGGUUCCCAGAGCACCAGCGAGCCACGGCCAACAUGCUCGCCACCAUGUCGAACCCCCUGGGCGUCCUUGUGGCCAACGUGCUGUCCCCUGUGCUGGUCAAGAAGGGUGAGGACAUUCCGUUAAUGCUCGGUGUCUAUACCAUCCCUGCUGGCGUCGUCUGCCUGCUGUCCACCAUCUGCCUGUGGGAGAGUGUGCCCCCCACCCCGCCCUCUGCCGGGGCCGCCAGCUCCACCUCAGAGAAGUUCCUGGAUGGGCUCAAGCUGCUCGUGUGGAACAAGGCCUAUGUCAUCCUGGCUGUGUGCUUGGGGGGAAUGAUCGGGAUCUCUGCCAGCUUCUCAGCCCUCCUGGAGCAGAUCCUCUGUGCAAGCGGCCACUCCAGUGGGUUUUCCGGCCUCUGUGGCGCUCUCUUCAUCACGUUUGGGAUCCUGGGGGCACUGGCUCUCGGCCCCUAUGUGGACCGGACCAAGCACUUCACUGAGGCCACCAAGAUUGGCCUGUGCCUGUUCUCUCUGGCCUGCGUGCCCUUUGCCCUGGUGUCCCAGCUGCAGGGACAGACCCUUGCCCUGGCCGCCACCUGCUCGCUGCUUGGGCUGUUUGGCUUCUCGGUGGGCCCCGUGGCCAUGGAGUUGGCGGUCGAGUGUUCCUUCCCCGUGGGGGAGGGGGCUGCCACAGGCGUGAUCUUUGUGCUGGGGCAGGCCGAGGGAAUACUCAUCAUGCUGGCAAUGACGGCACUGACUGUGCGACGAUCGGAGCCGUCCUUCUCCACCUGCCAGCAGGGGGAGGAUCCACUUGACUGGACAGUGUCUCUGCUGCUGAUGGCCGGUCUGUGCACCCUCUUCAGCUGCAUCCUGGCGCUCUUCUUCCACACCCCAUACCGGCGCCUGCAGGCCGAGUCUGGGGAGCCCCCCUCCACCGGUAACGCCGUGGGCGGCGCAGACUCAGGGCCGGGUGUGGACCGAGGGGGAGCGGGAAGGGCUGGGGUCCUGGGGCCCAGCACGGCGACUCCGGAGUGCACGGCGAGGGGGGCCUCGCUAGAGGACCCCAGAGGGCCCGGGAGCCUCCACCCAGCCUGCCACCGAGAGACUCCCCGUGCGCAAGGCCCAGCAGCCACCGACGCGCCCUCCCGCCCCGGCAGACUCGCAGGCAGGGUCCAAGCGUCCAGGUUUAUUGACCCGGCCGGGCCUCACUCCUCCUUCUCCUCCCCGUGGGUGAUCACGUAGCUGAGCGCCUUGUAGUCCAGGUUGCCCGCCGCAUCGAUGGAGGCGAACUGGAACAUCUGGUCCACCUGCGGGCGGGGGCGAAAGGGCUCCCUGCGGGCUCCGGGAGCGAAUUACAAGCGCGGACCUGCA